Messenger RNA from Sclerotinia sclerotiorum 1980 UF-70, 1086 nucleotides. RefSeq lists its product with no specific name. Bases 1 to 1086 code for a protein of 361 amino acids. NCBI's taxonomy places the organism in Eukaryota, Fungi, Ascomycota, Leotiomycetes, Helotiales, Sclerotiniaceae. The transcript has 5 exons. The record is from RefSeq and is a predicted model, not a curated record.
AUGUCUUUCACAACUCCAAUUUAUCCAGGUGUCAACCUUGAAGCUAACGAGGGACCUCUAUUGAAGGCAGUAUCAAUUGCUUUCAUCUCCUUAACCGUUUACACUAUUGUUAUCCGCUUCCUCUCCCGCCGAUACACCCAAACCACUCUCGGCCUUGAUGACUUACUCAUCCUCAUUGCGGCACAUAUUGCUAAAUCAGAUCUAGAACAUCUGGAAGCUUAUUUGGAAGGUUUAUACGUAUUAGCGAUUAUUUAUUUAGUAGCUCUUAGCAUGAGCAAAUUAUCGUUACUAGCGCUUUACUGGAGGGUUUUCGCUAUCACCAGAGAUAGAAUCCCCAUUCUCGUCGCCAGCGCGUUGAAUGGGGCGUUGAAUGGGGCGUGGUAUGUUGCUGCUCUCAUUGUGGGAAUUUUUCUGUGCCACCCGAUUCCAGCUUUCUGGGAUCUCACCGUUACUGCAAAAUGCAUCGAUUACUCAAUCUUCUCUACCUCUAACGAAACAUUCACCAUUGUCUUUGAUAUUAUGCUUCUGUCCAUUCCGGUCUGGUUCAUUGCCCAAAUCAAGAGGAUGAUAGGGGAGAGAAUCAGUGGUAUUAGUACUUUCCUAUUAGGGCUUGUCGUUACGGUAGUUGCUACUGCUCAACUCUGGCGAGUGGCGAUUGUGCAAAAAAUGCUGCGGCUCAAUCCCACUUACGCGGGCCUCUGGGCAACAAUAGAACUCAAUCUCUGGAUCCUCGUCGCCUCAAUCCCUACUUUCUGCACGUUACUCAUCAAAAUCUGGAGCCAUCACGCUGAUAGAAAAGCUGGGAGUAGUACUAGUAGUGGCACAUCAUCAGACUUCUCUUUGAGUAAAACAGGGAAUACGGGGACUUCCUUUCAAAAGAGACCAAGUGAUAUGGUUACAGAAAACGAACCUGUGAUUGGAUCUGGGAAUGCGCAAGGAUAUCAAGGAAGUGAAGAAGAUAUUGAGAGACUUGGAAGGUGUGAAAGCGCGGAAGUCCGGGGGAGUGGUGACAGUGGAUUUGAAGAUGGCCUGGGUACUCGGGUCGCGGGUGUGAAUCCAGACUCAGAGAUGGAGGUAGAGGGAUGA